Acomys russatus (golden spiny mouse) is the source of this 2262-nucleotide messenger RNA. RefSeq names its product transforming acidic coiled-coil containing protein 3 (gene Tacc3). The coding region runs from base 172 to 2094 and encodes 640 amino acids. The transcript has 16 exons. The record is from RefSeq and is a predicted model, not a curated record. NCBI's taxonomy places the organism in Eukaryota, Metazoa, Chordata, Mammalia, Rodentia, Muridae. Gene Ontology annotation, biological process: cerebral cortex development; cell population proliferation; mitotic spindle organization. Gene Ontology annotation, cellular component: cytoplasm.
CUUGGGCGGGCGCCGCGGAGGACCGUCACGUACUGUGUGAGAGCGGAACUUGUUCGGGAUUCCUUCAGCUCGGUUUCUUCCCAGCUUGUAUUUCUAGCGCGCCGUAGGCGCGGCGCUCCUCCCCUGCGGUGGGCGGCGGCGCGGGCCCCGGGCCCGGCAACAGUACGCAGAAUGAGUCUGCAUAUCUUAAAUGACGAAAAUGUCCCCAGUGAAAAGAAUCCAGAAAGCUUUGACUUCCUGUUUUCACAACCAGAACUUACCGGAAGAUCCUCUGUUCUUCGUCUGUCACAGAAAGAAAAUGUACCGCCCAAGAACCAAGCUAAAGCAGCAAAGGUGACUUUUCAGACACCUCUUCGGGAUCCACAGACACACAAAAUCCUAAGUCCUAAUAUGACCAGCAAACUUAACAAUCCUUUUGCUCUGGAUGACAGUAUUGGAUUAGAAAACGACCACUGUGACAUCUUUCAGAAAGAGAACCAGCUGCCUUUGGCCCCAGUGGAUGAUGCCCCUGUUGUUCAGUCGGCAGCUGAGAUCCUAAGAGCAGAAGGCAAGUUACAGGAGGAAAUCUUGAAUUCCUCAAGCACUUCAGCUUCCACGAGUGUUCUGGAUGGUGAGCUGAUGGCCGCUCCCAUUGAGCCAGUGCUGGAGCCUUCCCAUCAGGGACCAGAGUCUACCGUGGACAAUGAGCUCAUGGCUUCUCCCAUCAAGCCAGUGCUGCAGCCUUCCCAUCAGGGACCAGAGUCUAUCGUGGACAGUGAGCUCAUAGCUGCUCCCAUUGAGCCAGUGCUGGAGCCUUCCCAUCAGGGACCAGAGUCUACCGUGGACAAUGAGCUCAUGGCUUCUCCCAUCAAGCCAGUGCUGCAGCCUUCCCAUCAGGGACCAGAGUCUAUCAUGGACAGUGAGCUCAUGGCUGCUCCCAUUGAGCCAGUGCUGGAGCCUUCCCAUCAGGGACCAGAGUCUAUUGUGGACAGUGAGCUCAUGGCUUCUCCCAUCAAGCCAGUGCUGCAGCCUUCCCAUCAGGGACCAGAUUCUAUCAUGGACAAGUCUGUCUUGGACAAUGAACUGAUGGCCCCUCCUACUGAGCCGGUGCUGGAGCCUUCCCAUCAGGGACUAGACCCAAUUUUGGACCUAAAGGAAGAGAGUUUCAGAGACCCAGCAGAAGUUCUAGGUACUGGCGCUGACGUGGAUUACCUGGAGCAGUUUGGAGCUUCCUCGUUUAAGGAGUCAGCCUGGAGGAAGCAGUCUUUGUAUUUGAAAUUUGACCCCCUCCUGAAAGAGAGCCCUUUGCGUCCAGUGCCAGUGGUCCCAGUGACAAAUAGUACACAGGACACAGAUGAGUCUGCUCAGUCUGCUGCGGGAAAUCCAAUGGAAGCCAAGCUUGUGGAUUUAGAUUUCUUGGGCGCUCUGGAUGUUCCUGUAUCAGGCCCACCCCUGUGUGUCCUGGAGCCCAGAGGCCUCCUUCCUGCUGAGCCUAUUGUAGAUGUGCUGCAAUACAGCCAGAAAGACCUGGACGCAAUGGUGAAUGCAACACAACAGGAGAACUUGGAGCUGAGAAGCAAGUAUGAGGACCUCAACGAGAAAUACUUGGAGAUGGGGAAGAUCGUGGAUGGCUUUGAGAAGAUCGUGUACAAGUCAAUGGAGGAUGCUGAGAAACAGAAGGAACUUGCUGAAGACAAAAUCCAGAAGGUCCUAAAAGAGAGAGACCAGCUUACUGCAGACCUGAACUCCAUGGAAAAGUCCUUCUCUGACCUUUUCAAGCGGUUUGAGAAGCAGAAGGAAGUGAUUGAAGGCUACCGCAAGAAUGAAGAGUCACUGAAGAAGUGUGUUGAGGAAUACAUAGCGAAGAUUGAAAGGGAAGGCCAGAGGUACCAGGCACUGAAGGCCCAUGCGGAAGAAAAGCUCAAGCUUGCAAAUGAGGAGAUCGCCCAGGUACGCAGCAAGGCCCAAGCAGAGGCACUGGCUUUCCAGGCAAGCCUGAGGAAGGCACAGAUGCAGAUCCACUCACUGGAGAAGACUGUGGAGCAGAAGACUAAAGAAAAUGAUGAGCUGACCAGGAUCUGCGAUGACCUCAUCUCUAAAAUGGAGAAGAUCUGACCAUAGCCAGCUAUCACCAGCCCUCUUCUGUCUGUCUGUCCUUUUCUUUGUCUGUCUGAUAUCUCUCUUUUGUGUGGUCUUUUAACCACUAUUCAUUUCUAAGUCACAUUACUCUGAAAAAACUAAAGUUUAAUUUCAAAGUCAACCUAGGUCCUGUUGUUUAUUUUU